AUGGGAGCCGUUCUAGGGCUAUGCUCCGCAGCUCAAUGCGCAUUAUGCUGCACUGGUACAGCUGCCAGUUGCUGCUGUAGUGCUUGCCCCUCUUGCAAGAACUCGACUUCAUCCCGUUUUAUGUAUGCCUUCAUGCUACUGGUGGGCACAGUUUUGGGUGCUAUUGCAUUAUCGCCGGGUCUUCAAGAUACGCUUAAAAAGUUACCAUUCUGUAUAAAUUCAACCUCCACAAUAAGCUCUAAGGCACUAUCUUUUUCUGGAAAUCUACAAGUAGACUGUGAAUAUGCACUCGGUUACAUGGCUGUUUAUCGCCUUUGCUUUGGACUCGCAUGUUUCUUCAUGUUGAUGGCACUAAUCAUGUUGGGCGUAAAGAGUUCACGUGAUCCACGCUCGCAUAUACAAAAUGAAUUUUGGGGAUUAAAAUUUCUAAUUUGCUUUGGAGCUGCUAUCGGUGCUAUUUUCAUACCAGAUGGCUCUUUUGGUCCGGCAAUGAUGUGGGUAGGAUUAAUAGGCGGUCUAGCCUUCAUUUUGGUACAAUUGGUGAUAAUUGUGGAUUUUGCCCACUCUAUUGCGGAGAAUUGGAUUGAAAAUGCGGAAAAUAAUAAAGGCUACUUUUAUGCUUUAGUCGGAGUUACACUAGUAAGUUAUGCCUUAUCCGUAGUAGGCAUUUCUUUGCUGUAUAUUUACUUCACGCAGUCCAGCGGUUGCGGUCUCAACAAAUUCUUCAUUUCGUUCAAUCUUAUACUUUGUCUUAUUGUGAGCAUCAUAUCGGUUUUGCCAGCUGUUCAGGAUCGUUUGCCGCACUCAGGUCUAUUGCAAAGCUCUUUAGUCACAAUCUACACCAUUUACUUGACCUGGUCUGCUGUUGCCAAUAACCCAGAGAAAGAAUGCAAUCCCGGCUUGUAUGGUGUUAUCAGUGGUGUUACAUCUGGAAAUACCACCACUGCACCACCAACACCCAACUCCAAAGUAACAUUUGACACAACAAAUAUAAUUGGUCUGGUAGUUUGGUUGUUCUGCAUUCUCUACAAUUGUAUUAGUUCGGCUGUGGAGGUUUCCAAAAUCAAUAAUGACGGCGAAACACGUGUCUUAACAGAAGCUCUCUCAGAUUCAGAAGCCGGCAAUGGUGAUGGCAAGAACGGAACCGAUAAUGAAAAUGAGGGCGUUACUUAUUCCUGGUCCAUGUUCCAUAUUGUGUUCGUUUGCGCUUCCCUCUAUGUCAUGAUGACACUCACCAAUUGGUACAAACCCAAUUCGGACAUUGAGCUCUUCAACGCCAAUGCUGCUUCGAUGUGGAUUAAAAUAAUAUCCAGUUGGCUUGGAGUUUUCAUAUACGGAUGGAGUCUGGUGGCACCUAUAAUACUAACUAAUCGUGACUUUAGCUAAAGGGUUUGACGGCAUACAAUUAAUUUCCACAAACUUAAUAGAACAAAAAGGUUCAGUACGAACUCGACGCUGUCAAGUUUAAAUUACUAUGAUUAGUCAAACAAUCAUAAGUUGAAGUCUUUACUAUCAUUACUUGUCUGUGGCUACAUAAAUAUUUGAAAUAUGUCUUUUAAUGUGAUGAUACUCCUUAUCAAAGUAUAUUAAACUCUAUAAACAGACAUUCGUACACAUAUGCAAGCGAAUGCUCUUAACCAAUAUAUUAUAUAUUCAAAAAAAUACAAGUGUACUGUAUACAUA
This is a messenger RNA of Bactrocera latifrons, 1683 nucleotides long. It is a transcript of the gene TMS1, whose product is annotated as serine incorporator 3. Gene Ontology annotation, cellular component: membrane. The coding region runs from base 1 to 1386 and encodes 461 amino acids. Lineage: Eukaryota; Metazoa; Arthropoda; Insecta; Diptera; Tephritidae. The record is from RefSeq and is a predicted model, not a curated record. The transcript is spliced from 7 exons.